Molecule: messenger RNA, 2508 nt
Organism: Marmota flaviventris (yellow-bellied marmot)
Lineage: Eukaryota; Metazoa; Chordata; Mammalia; Rodentia; Sciuridae
Gene: Slc9a3
Product: solute carrier family 9 member A3
Biological process (GO): proton transmembrane transport; sodium ion import across plasma membrane; potassium ion transmembrane transport
Cellular component (GO): brush border membrane; apical plasma membrane; plasma membrane
Molecular function (GO): sodium:proton antiporter activity; potassium:proton antiporter activity
Source: RefSeq, a predicted model, not a curated record
AUGUGGCUGCGCGAGUCCCCGCGCCCCUUCUGGGGACCGCUGCUGGCGCUGGUGCUGACGCUGGGCGGACUGCCAAGAGUCAGGGGCUUCGAGGAGGAGCCAAGCAACGCGAGCCAGGGAUUCCAGGUAGUCACCUUCAAAUGGCACCACGUCCAGGACCCCUACAUCAUCGCGAUCUGGAUUCUCGUGGCCAGCUUAGCCAAAAUUGUGUUCCACCUGUCGCACAAGGUCACCAGUGUCGUCCCUGAGAGUGCUCUGCUCAUCGUGCUGGGCCUGGUGCUGGGCGGCAUCGUCUGGGCAGCCGACCACAUUGCCUCCUUCACGCUCACGCCCACGGUCUUCUUCUUCUACCUGCUGCCCCCCAUCGUGCUGGACGCUGGCUACUUCAUGCCCAACCGGCUCUUCUUUGGCAACCUGGGCACCAUCCUGCUGUACGCCGUCAUCGGCACUGUGUGGAACGCAGCCACCACCGGCCUGUCGCUCUAUGGGGUCUUCCUCAGUGGCCUGAUGGGCGAGCUGCAGAUCGGGCUCCUGGACUUCCUGCUGUUUGGCAGCCUGAUCGCAGCUGUGGACCCGGUGGCCGUCCUGGCCGUGUUUGAGGAAGUGCACGUCAACGAGGUCCUGUUCAUCAUCGUGUUCGGGGAGUCACUGCUGAAUGACGCCGUCACUGUGGUCCUGUACAAUGUCUUCGAGUCUUUUGUGACCUUGGGUGGUGACAAGGUGACCGGUGUGGACUGCGUAAAAGGCAUAGUGUCCUUCUUCGUGGUGAGCCUGGGGGGCACGCUGGUGGGUGUCGUCUUCGCCUUCCUGCUGUCCCUGGUGACACGCUUCACUAAGCACGUGCGCAUCAUCGAGCCCGGCUUUGUCUUCGUCAUCUCCUACCUGUCCUACCUGACCUCCGAGAUGCUGUCCCUGUCGGCCAUCCUGGCCAUCACCUUCUGUGGCAUCUGCUGCCAGAAGUACGUGAAGGCCAACAUCUCAGAGCAGUCGGCCACGACCGUGCGCUACACCAUGAAGAUGCUGGCCAGCGGGGCCGAGACCAUCAUCUUCAUGUUCCUUGGCAUCUCGGCGGUGGACCCCCUCAUCUGGACCUGGAACACAGCCUUCGUGCUGCUCACGCUGGUCUUCAUCUCCGUGUACCGGGCCCUUGGCAUUGUCCUGCAGACCUGGAUCCUGAACCGGUACCGCAUGGUGCAGUUGGAACCCAUCGACCAGGUGGUCAUGUCCUACGGCGGCCUGCGCGGGGCCGUGGCCUACGCCCUGGUGGCGCUGCUGGAUGAGAACAAGGUCAAGGAGAAGAACCUCUUUGUCAGCACGACCAUCAUCGUGGUCUUCUUCACGGUCAUCUUCCAGGGCCUGACCAUCAAGCCCCUGGUGCAGUGGCUAAAGGUGAAGAGGAGUGAGCAGCGGGAGCCCAAGCUCAACGAGAAGCUGCACGGUCGGGCAUUUGACCAUAUCCUCUCUGCCAUCGAGGACAUCUCAGGACAAAUUGGACACAAUUAUCUCAGAGAUAAGUGGUCCAGUUUUGAUAGGAAGUUCCUCAGCAAGGUCCUGAUGAGAAGGUCAGCCCAAAAGUCUCGAGAUCGGAUUCUGAAUGUCUUCCAUGAGCUGAACUUGAAAGACGCCAUUAGCUAUGUGGCUGAGGGAGAGCGGCGCGGGUCACUGGCCUUCAUCCGCUCCCCAAGCACCGACAACAUGGUGAACGUAGACUUCAGCACACCGCGCCCAUCCACCGUGGAGGCCUCUGUGUCCUACCUCCUGAGGGAGAAUGUCAGCGCCGUGCGCCUGGACAUGCAGUCCCUGGAGCAGAGACGGAGGAGCAUCCGAGACACGGAGGACAUGGUCACCCACCACACGCUGCAGCAGUACCUGUACAAGCCCCGGCAGGAGUACAAGCAUCUCUACAGUCGGCACAAGCUAACUCCAAACGAGAGCGAGAAACAGGACAAGGAGAUCUUCCACAGAACGAUGCGAAAACGCCUGGAGUCCUUCAAGUCGGCUAAGCUGGGGAUCAACCAAAACAAGAAGGCUGCCAAGCUGUACAAGAGGGAGCGCGCGCAGAAGCGGAGGAACAGCAGCAUCCCCAAUGGGAAGCUGCCCAUGGAGAGCCCAGUGCACAGCUUCACCAUCAAGGAGAAAGAUUUGGAACUUUCAGACCCUGAGGAGGCCCCUGACUAUGAAGCAGAGGAGACCAGUGGGGGCAUCGAAUUCCUGGCCAGCGUCACAAAGGAUACGGCCUCUGACUCCCAAGCAGGAAUCGACAACCCUGUGUUCUCCCCCGAGGAGGACCCGGACCCCAGCAUCCUGGCCAGGGUGCCGCCCUGGCUGUCCCCUGGCGAGACUGUGGUACCCUCCCAGAGGGCCCGAGUACAGAUCCCCCACUCUCCUGGCAACUUCCGGCGCCUGACACCCUUACGCCUCAGCAACAAGUCAGUGGACUCCUUCCUGCUGGCUGAUGGCACUGAGGAACGGCCCCACGCUGCCCUCCCCGAGUCCACACACAUGUAA